Molecule: messenger RNA, 863 nt
Organism: Cryptotermes secundus
Lineage: Eukaryota; Metazoa; Arthropoda; Insecta; Blattodea; Kalotermitidae
Exons: 2
Coding region: 77-844 (255 amino acids)
Source: RefSeq, a predicted model, not a curated record
UUGAUUUGAUGCUGUGAAACGAGAAUCGACAUUUACGCACGAAUUAACAUAUGCGUGUUAUUUUUUUGUAUGGAUUAUGCAUACUACGCCCGGUGAAAUUAGAAGCAAAUACGAAGUCAGAAAGUGUUACUACGACACCUCAUCCAAAUCAUAUUUCUGUAUUAUAAGCAUCUUUCGGUGUAGCCUUCUUAGCACCGUAGAAUCUCGAAGAAGGGCUAUGGUAUGGGCAGGAAGAGUUGGGUUAUCCUGUACUACUGAUUCUGCUACAAUGCUGUACCAUAAAGUUUUGUGCAGCAAACACUUCUCUGAAAGUGAUUUCACCACAGCAGAAAGGGUACACCUUAACAGAUUUGCAGUUCCAUAUGGCACAGAUUCUGCUGCACAGUCACCCCCACAACCUCCUGGUCAUUCAUUACACACCUCUUCCUUUGAUCCCUUGCCUUCAGGUUUAACUCCUGAAAGUGAGCUUAAUGUCCUACCGCCCACCAGAACCUACAGCAAGACACUUGUGCCCUCUGCUGUAGCACCUGUUCCUGUCCAUGCAGACAGUCCUUCCACUUCCUUUAAAAUGUCUGCAAUCCAAUUAUCACCAACAGCAGCCAACAUUUUGCCAGCGAAAGAAACCUCCCUUCUCUUAGGCUCUGAAAAUAUAUAUGCUUCUGAUGGGGCACUCAGGCAUAUCAGGUGUCAAAGUUCCUCCUCAAAGCCCAGAGCAAGGCGUUCUCUGCUGAAAGAACUUAAUUUGGCUUUGCUUUCUGAACUGACACCGAGGAAAAGGAAAUUAUAUGAACAAAUUUGGAAUAAGGAGAGUGCACAGGCCGAGAAGUCUGUGAUGCUGCAAUAGUGUAAAUUUGGUCAGGACU